This is a messenger RNA of Galeopterus variegatus (Sunda flying lemur), 3343 nucleotides long. RefSeq names its product polyhomeotic homolog 3 (Drosophila) (gene PHC3). The transcript is spliced from 15 exons. Lineage: Eukaryota; Metazoa; Chordata; Mammalia; Dermoptera; Cynocephalidae. Gene Ontology annotation, molecular function: zinc ion binding; protein binding. The coding region runs from base 24 to 3011 and encodes 995 amino acids. The record is from RefSeq and is a predicted model, not a curated record. Gene Ontology annotation, cellular component: PRC1 complex; nucleus.
GUGUUAGUGAUGGAGGAGAGAAGAUGGCGGAAGCGGAAUUUAAGGACCACAGUACAGCUAUGGAUAGUGAACCAAACCCUGGAACAUCUUCUGUGUCGACAACAACCAAUAGCACCACAACCACCACCAUCACUACUUCCUCCUCUCGAAUGCAGCAACCACAGAUUUCUGUCUACAGCGGUUCAGACCGACAUGCUGUACAGGUAAUUCAACAGGCAUUGCAUCGCCCCCCGAGCUCAGCUGCUCAGUACCUUCAGCAAAUGUAUGCAGCUCAACAGCAGCACUUAAUGCUGCAUACUGCAGCUCUUCAGCAGCAGCAUUUAAGCAGCUCCCAGCUUCAGAGCCUUGCUGCCGUUCAGGCAAGUUUGUCCAGUGGAAGACCAUCUACAUCCCCCACAGGAAGUGUCACACAACAGUCAAGUAUGUCCCAGACAUCUAUCAACCUCUCUACUUCUCCUACACCUGCACAGUUAAUAAGCCGUUCUCAGGCUUCCAGUUCUACCAGCGGCAGUAUUACCCAACAGACUAUGUUACUAGGGAGUACUUCCCCUACUCUUACGGCAAGCCAAGCUCAAAUGUAUCUCCGAGCUCAAAUGCUGAUUUUCACACCCGCUACCACUGUGGCUGCUGUACAGUCUGACAUUCCUGUUGUCUCGUCGUCAUCGUCCUCUUCCUGUCAGUCCGCAGCUACUCAGGUUCAGAAUUUAACAUUACGCAGCCAGAAGUUGGGUGUAUUAUCUAGCUCACAGAAUGGGCCUCCAAAAAGCACUAAUCAAACUCAGUCAUUGACAAUUUGUCAUAACAAAACAACAGUGACCAGUUCUAAAGUGAGCCAACGAGAUCCUUCUCCAGAAAGUAAUAAGAAAGGAGAAAGUCCAGGUCUGGAAUCACGAAGCACAGCUGUCACCCGGACAUCAAGUAUUCACCAGUUAAUAGCACCAGCUUCAUAUUCUCCAAUUCAACCUCAUUCUCUAAUAAAACAUCAGCAGAUUCCUCUUCAUUCACCUCCUCCCAAGGUUUCCCAUCAUCAACUGAUACUACAGCAGCAGCAACAGCAAAUUCAGCCAAUCACACUUCAGAAUCCAACUCAAGACCCACCUCCAUCCCAGCACUGUAUUCCACUCCAAAACCAUGGCCUUCCUCCAGCUCCCAAUAAUGCCCAGUCACAGCAUUGUUCACCGAUUCAGAGUCAUCCCCCUCUAACAAUGUCUCCUAGUCAGUCACAGUCAGCACAGCAGUCUGUAGUGGUGUCUCCUCCACCACCUCAUUCACCAAGCCAGUCUCCUACUAUAAUUAUUCAUCCACAAGCACUUAUUCAGCCACACCCUCUUGUGUCAUCAGCUCUCCAGCCAGGAUCAAAUUUGCAACAGUCCACUGCUAAUCAGGUGCAACCUACAGCACAGCUGAAUCUUCAAUCCCAUCUUCCACUUUCAGCUUCCCCUGUUGUUCACAUUGGCCCAGUUCAGCAGUCUGCCUUGGUGUCCCCAGGUCAACAGAUUGUAUCUCCAGCAUCACACCAGCAGUACUCAACCUUGCAGUCCUCUCCAAUCCCAAUUGCAACCCCUCCACAGAUGUCAACAUCUCCUCCAGCUCAGAUUCCACCACUGCCCUUGCAGUCCAUGCAGUCUUUACAAGUGCAGCCUGAAAUUCUAUCCCAGGGCCAGGUUUUGGUGCAGAAUGCUUUGGUGUCAGAAGAGGAUCUUCCAGCUGCAGAAGCUUUGGUCCAGUUGCCAUUUCAGACUCUUCCUCCUCCACAGACUGUUGCGGUAAACCUACAAGUACAACCACCAGCACCUGUUGAUCCACCAGUGGUUUAUCAAGUAGAAGAUGUAUGUGAAGAAGAAAUGCCAGAAGAGUCAGAUGACUGUGUUCGGAUGGAUAGAACCCCACCACCACCCACUUUGUCUCCAGCAGCUAUAACUGUAGGGAGAGGAGAAGAUUUGACUUCUGAACAUCCUUUGUUAGAGCAAGUGGAAUUACCUGCUGUGGCAUCAGUCAGUGCUUCAGUAAUUAAAUCCCCAUCAGAUCCCUCACAUGUUUCUGUUCCUCCACCUCCACUCUUACUUCCAGCUGCUACCACAAGGAGUAAUAGUACAUCUAUGUCCAGUAGCAUUCCCAACAUAGAAAACAAACCUCCACAGGCUAUUGUUAAACCACAGAUCUUGACCCAUGUUAUUGAAGGCUUUGUGAUUCAGGAGGGACUGGAGCCAUUUCCUGUGAGUCGUUCAUCUUUGCUAAUAGAACAGCCUGUGAAAAAAAGGCCUCUUUUGGAUAAUCAAGUGAUAAAUUCUGUGUGUGUUCAGCCAGAGCUACAGAAUAAUACAAAGCAUGCAGAUAAUUCAUCUGACACAGAGAUGGAAGACAUGAUUGCUGAAGAGACGUUAGAAGAAAUGGACAAUGAGUUGCUCAAGUGUGAAUUCUGUGGGAAAAUGGGAUAUGCUAAUGAAUUUUUGCGGUCAAAACGGUUCUGCACUAUGUCAUGUGCCAAAAGGUACAAUGUUAGCUGUUCUAAAAAAUUUGCACUUAGUCGUUGGAAUCGUAAGCCUGAUAAUCAAAGUCUUGGGCAUCGUGGCCGUCGUCCAAGUGGCCCUGAUGGGGCAGCAAGAGAACAUAUCCUUAGGCAGCUUCCAAUUACUUAUCCAUCUGCAGAAGAAGACUUGGCUUCUCAUGAAGAUUCUGUGCCAUCUGCUAUGACAACUCGUCUGCGCAGGCAGAGUGAGCGAGAAAGAGAACGUGAGCUUCGGGAUGUGAGAAUUAGGAAAAUGCCUGAGAACAGUGACUUACUACCAGUUGCACAAACAGAGCCAUCUAUAUGGACAGUUGAUGAUGUGUGGGCCUUCAUUCAUUCUUUACCUGGCUGCCAAGAUAUUGCAGAUGAGUUCAGAGCACAGGAGAUUGAUGGACAGGCCCUUCUCUUGCUAAAAGAAGACCAUCUCAUGAGUGCAAUGAAUAUCAAGCUAGGCCCAGCCCUAAAGAUCUGUGCACGCAUCAACUCUCUGAAGGAAUCCUAACAGGAACAUGAGGCUCUAAUAUAACAGCAGUUUUACUCUUCUCAAACAGACUUGUAAGGUAAAGAUCUAAGUUGGCCUAGAGCGUUACACUUAUUAUGAUGGAUAGCCAAGCACAUUGGGAUCUUCACAUCAGAUGCUGGUAUUUCUUCUACAGAUAUAAUAAUUCAUUGUACAUUUUCAUAAUUAGCCAACAUUGGUGAAAUUAACUUUACAUACAACAUUGAAAGAUCUGUUAUAGAGGGCCAUAAUAUUUUUCAAAGAAAAGCAUUAUACUAGAUAAUUUUUUUAAAGGUGAUGUUUAUCAUUAAUAUAAAGAAUCCUUUUAAGAGUAA